AUGUCUGUCGACAAUGCCCAUGGUAAUCGACCAGGUCGCUUCUUUGCUCCCGAGAACCUCAAGCGUCACAACUACACCUGCGAUACUUCCUCCCAGUCACCGUCUACGGACAUUCCCGACUCAUCUGAGUCCGGGCCCAUCUUCAAUGCCAUCAGAGUCACAAGUCCAGAGGGAAGUACUCGAAAUUCCAGACCUGCCUCCAAUAUAGGCCCCAUCAUGGAAGAAGGAUUAGCAGCCAAUAUCGCCAUGUUCAUUCCCUCGGCGCUCGACGGUCACCAGUCCUCCAAACGACUUUCUCACAAUGAAAGACGACAAGUUGACACUAUCUGGUGGCGCAAGCAGAUGCUUUCCGAUACGUCUUUACAUCAGACGGCACACCUGGGCGCUGGUCCAUUCACCGAGACGAUCUUGGCUGCAGGUGCUGCUAGAAACUUGCACCAAAAAGCACAUUCUCUCAACACGGCGGAAGGGAGUCAAUAUGUUCCUCGCUGGCCUACGAAUCUGGGGACUGCCGUUUCCACCCUUUGGCCUCAUUUCCCACCUCCAGAAAGACAGCCCACGCCUCCAGGACUCCCAUCAUUCAAUACCCCCGAGGCGGUGUAUUGCUCUGCACAGUUCCUGGUUGGGGGAAAUGGCAGACGCCGUUCGUACAGGGCCGAAGGCAACGGCCAACAAACACGCUCAUACGGAGAUGCAAUGCUGCGAUUCUUUGGUCUGUCUCCCUCAACCGAGAUCGCACCGGAAGGGCUUUCUGUGACUGGGAUUGGACGAGCAGAAGAUGGAACAGCAGUCCAGGGCCGGUUUCCGUAUCGACAAAGUGGCCACGGAAUAAAUCCUAAUCGACAGCUAAAUGACCAUCCCUUCCAUCAAAGCAAUCUUCCUAUCGCUGGAAACGAAGCUGAGGAAUUGAGAUGCGAGGCUGGAUUUGAUGACACAAGGACCAAGGAACCGGGAUCUCGUUCGCGGAGGCAGAUUCGGAUCUACACGCCUCGCCCUCUUGGACGAUUGUGGCCAUUCUCAGAUGAUACUUCCGACUCUGCUAUUCCACCACGUCCACGGAAGCAGGGCGGGGCUGUUGCACUGCUUGGUCUUCGGCGGACUUCACCUGUCCAGGACGGAGCCACAGCUGCCCCAUUUACCGUGGCAUCCUCUGUUCAAGGUGUGGGAGUGAUGGGAGAUCAGAUCGCGCAAGUCUCUUCAUCGUUGCGCUCAAGUCGGACACCAGACAAUUCUGAGGAUCUUGCAGGCGGUAGGACUACUGAAGGAGGUCAUAAACCAUAUGGCGUUCUUUCUUGCAUGCCCACUCAGCUGUCUCUUUAUUGUUCGGGUCGUUGUAUCCGCAAGCGUCGUUCGAGCAUGGAAACUCUCAACGUUGUCAGUACUGGCGAAACUUACCUGACUGCUCGUGACCAUCAAGGCUGUGGGCCGGGUCUUAGGUGGUGGUGGUGGUUGUGGUGA
This is a messenger RNA of Penicillium maclennaniae, 1458 nucleotides long. RefSeq lists its product as uncharacterized. NCBI's taxonomy places the organism in Eukaryota, Fungi, Ascomycota, Eurotiomycetes, Eurotiales, Aspergillaceae. The transcript has a single exon. Bases 1 to 1458 code for a protein of 485 amino acids. The record is from RefSeq and is a predicted model, not a curated record.